UUAGUCAGUUGAUAUUUCAGUAGAUUAUUGUGGUAAAAUUUUGUUUGGACAACUUUUAUAUAUGUCGUUAUAAAUUUAAUUUCACUUUUGUAAUUGGGGUUUCCCGUCAAAAGUUACUUUUAGUGCGAUUGAAUUGUAUGUAAUAUCCGACAAAUUCAGCUUUUAGAAGAUCAAACGUUAGAGACAAAAUAGAGAAUAUUGGCACCGGCUUCAAUCCUUUACAACGGUGGAUAGUUAGAUUGUUCUGAUCUCGGUGUAAACAGUGUUUUACCUCGUACAAAUCAGGAAGGAUGGAAUAUAAAGGUAGACCUGAAUUUAACGAAUCCUGGGGCAACAUGACACGGAAAAUCCACCUACAGAAUCUGGCUAAGCCGAGCUCACGACGGCUUAGGCCUUUCCCGGAUCCCUUGUACUACCAACCCGUGCCGCCGGUUAUCACAAAGGAAUCCAUGGUCUAUAAACCGACUAAAAGGAUAGAAAUGCUAAGCACGCCGGUCGAAUCAAAGAAGGUCAACAAAUAUGAACCUGAGCCUGAAGAGCCGAUAGUAGAACCUGCAGCUUUGCUUUUCACCCCGACGGAAAGGCUGGCCGCCCUAGCUAAACCGAAGCAAAUCCCGAAAGAAAAGAGGAAGAAGAAAAGGAAAGACCAGAUAAAAAAGGAGAAGGAGAGGCUUAAGAGUUCUUUGAUGCACAGAGGAGAAUGGCUUUCGAAAAACGCCGCACCCCGAAAGUACCCUCGUGAGGUUCACAAGCAUCCUACCCGUCCACGCUACGUAUUCAUCGGAACUAGAAAAAUUAAAAUCUCGGAAAAAAAGACGAUACCGAAAUAUACCGUGAGACAUCCGCAUCAUUCGGUGAAAGUGAGCAAAGAAGAAAUAAUGAGGCACAUGGCUAUUCUCGCGAUUCCGUCUAGGCGGAGGGAAAAAUAUGUAGACAUUAUCGCAAAGCAGGCCCAAGAAGAACCGAAAGUGAUUCCGAAAGCGUCCGGGAGGAUAAUCGAACUGGCACAACCGAGGCAGCUUGCGCCUGAUGCUCUUCUCGAUCUCAAGUACAAGCCUUACAAGGUCUCUAAGGGGGCGUUGAAAUACCAAGCUACUGAAAGGAUAAACGUUUUGGCAACUCCGAUAACAAAGACGAAGAAGAUCGAUACAGACGUGAAAGAGGAUCCGUUUGGUGUGUCUAAGGCAGCUCUGAAGGCAGUCUGCUCGAAAAGAAUUCAAGAGCUCGCCAAACCGGUUAUCAAGGAAUAGCUCAUUGUGAAUUUGUAUUAUUUGACGAUUCUUGCUAACUGAUAAUAAAUAUCUAAAUUCACAAAAGGCC
Molecule: messenger RNA, 1320 nt
Organism: Cimex lectularius (bed bug)
Lineage: Eukaryota; Metazoa; Arthropoda; Insecta; Hemiptera; Cimicidae
Gene: Theg
Product: testicular haploid expressed gene protein-like
Exons: 7
Coding region: 291-1250 (319 amino acids)
Source: RefSeq, a predicted model, not a curated record